UAUCGCCUAAGCAACAGUUGACGUUUGCGGUGGGAAAUUAUCAAGGGAAUCAAUUUAUAUUGAAAUAAAUUAUGUAAGUUCUCUAAUAAAGUUUAAAUACAUACAUUUGGACGGGGAAUAUGAAGAAAGCGGGUCCAAAUGAGAACCUCAGCGGAAAACCAAAGGUUCCCUCGGAGAAGCACGAUGUCCUGUAUUCAAAGGCGCGAUACGUCCUAAAUCAAAGACAUAUCAAGCGACCAUGGUUUAACCUAAACCCUUUCUUGGAAAAGACAGAUGAAAGUAUAGAUCUAGAGAAUUUUCUUCCGGCAGAAAGCAAAUACAUACAGCCGUUGGAGUCACUGGUUUUGAGGGAAAGUUUCCACAGUGAUCAUCCAAUAGAUACAAGGGAAAUGUCAAUUGAUGCUUUUUUCCAAUAUUUGUUCUCGGAUGAGUGGGGUACGUGUUGUUCUAUCCGGGUGCUCGAGGGGCAGCUCCUGGAUCAACUCCUGCUCGGUCUGUACCGUCUUGAGAAUAAAGGGGUCGCAGUACGUCAUACAACGUAUGCCUUCGCCAGGAACCAUCGUCCCAGAACCGGGUGUUACAAAGUUACCGACAGUGAGUCCGCUGGAAGUGUAGAAGAAACACUGUUGCUAAAAUUUGCGCAUUUUGGACUUUUGACCAAGGAAAAGCCGAAUCCAAAAACACUGAACACUUUUGAUAAUCUUGAACGUGAAACGGAAACUGACGAAACAAACACAAAGACAGAAACAAUCUCCGACCUUCCAAUAGCACGAGAAAUGCCAGGCAAACGUCAGGAAAGAGCUAUGAGCAUAUGCUUAGACAACAGCAGCCGACAACCUAUUAACCCUAAUUUACCAGAUAAGAAACCUAAUUGGGGUCGCCAUGGAUCACUGGUUUCCAAACAUGUACAUGCGAUAGGUUUCUUGAAAGCGAUUCAGACUGAUGACAGAAGUCCAUCUAUUUCAAUUCCAUCUUCCAGUCAACAAAACAAACGACACUCAUUCGCAGCACCCAGUUCUCAGCCAGUUAGCAGACCAAAAAUUAUGACUGGAUUGCCGCCCCUGUCUGAAUCCAGACGACAUACUACUACAGAUCAAUCACAUUUGCCAGCCUACAGAAAACAAUCACUUGCAGUACCCCUUUACUUAGCAGACAAACGGCAACUUAGCUUUAAAUCCGUUGAACAGCAUGGGCGGGAAAAUGCAGGUCAACAACGCUCAGAUGAAGGUCGCUCUUUGCCAAAGGCUAGAAAACGAUUCCAGAGUAGGAUAUAUUUUCUCGAUUUCGAUGACGACUUCAUGUCAGAAACUGGUGAGAUCAAUGAAGAAAACGGAGAAGAACUUCUGCCUGAAGAAAAAGAUGUCUUCUUUGGUGAAGAGUUAUACCUUUCUGAUCAGAAAAGAGAGUGCACAAAUUACUUAAAAAGUGCUAAAACGAUACUCCAUGAGAAGAAAAAAGAACUCCAUGAGCGUCGCAGAGAAGCUAAACAACAAAAAAUAAUCCAGUCAGAAAAACUGAAAGAAUCUGGUCUUCCAAAACUACCUAAAUUAAACAUUGAAACUUUGUCUGCACAUAGGAUACAUCAUGAAACAAUAAAUCUACCUGAUAAAGUGCCAACACUCGAAGAAUUUGUCCAGUUUCUAAAAGACGAUGAAUAUUACGACCCUAGAUACAGAAAUAAGAUCCGACAAAAGAGCAAAAGAAUAGCUCAACGAUACCAUGCACACGGAUCCAGCGUUUUCUUAAGUCUCGCAGAUGUACCAGACGAUAUUAGAAAUGUUAGCGCAUAUCCCCGCAGUUCAGAUAAAUCAGUACCCUUGGUAAGUAGCAAGAAGGAUUCUGCUGAUGGAAAAAGUAAAGGACAUCUUCCUCGUGCGCCAACUUUGCAGGAGUCUGGUCGACGUCAUCAAAAUCCCCUUCGACUUUCAGAGGUAAGGCAAUCAAGUUCCAUGUUGCAGGAACGUGGACAGGAAGUGCUUGGUGUUACCGACUCUGAACCAUGCAAAGACCAUUAUAUCAACAGCAUGAGGCCCGAGAAAGAAACUCGUUCCUCAUCCCCACUUUUCCCAAAGAUUUCUAUGUGCGAAGAUGAUACAGUAUCGUCUGACACCGACUCUGACGAUUCAGCAAGCUGGGACAGCUUGGAUGAGUGUUUUGACUCCAAGAGGCUUAACUUGAAGUAUAGUAUUGAACGCCUGAAGAAAAAACGGCGAAGACAAGCAAAGAAGAGAGGGGGAUUUAUUGAGGUUCUUGCAAAAUACUACAACAUGCAAAAUGCUCUGCGUGUUUUGAGAAAGGGAUCAGCUGGUAAAGAAAGCAAGAAAACGCGGCUUAGGGCGAAGCAUCUUUUCAAGAAAAGGCAAUCAGCCAAACAGAGGGAGGAGGAGGGGCCGAUGGUCAUUGGAAAACUGAGAAAGUUCAAUUUCCUGGAUGUCAAGGGCAAAAAGAGAAUAAACAUACAUAAGGUAUCUCAAGGUGACUUUUCAUCACCAAAUCUUGUCUUGUUUCAGGAGCAGUUGAACGAGGCUUUGGAUAGGUUCGUUGUGAGGCGGGAAAUAGUGGUCUCUGACAUAACAAAUUUUUACACAGCAGCCACUUCUGUAACGUUUACAAAAACGUCUUGCUUCCAACACAAGCAUAGAAGUUGUAAAAACUGAUUCUUCUUUGCUGUUGUUGUUGUUGUUUGUUUUGAAACUCUUUACUUUGGAAAAUACAUUUUCGUCUUCCUUCCAGUAAUAAUUUUGAUUAACCAUUUUUCUUUGAAUAAUUAAAUGUGGUAAUUGCU
This is a messenger RNA of Mercenaria mercenaria, 2785 nucleotides long. RefSeq lists its product as uncharacterized. Lineage: Eukaryota; Metazoa; Mollusca; Bivalvia; Venerida; Veneridae. Bases 120 to 2657 code for a protein of 845 amino acids. The transcript is spliced from 5 exons. The record is from RefSeq and is a predicted model, not a curated record.